Messenger RNA from Penaeus monodon (black tiger shrimp), 3274 nucleotides. It is a transcript of the gene PhKgamma, whose product is annotated as phosphorylase b kinase gamma catalytic chain, skeletal muscle/heart isoform-like. Gene Ontology annotation, biological process: glycogen biosynthetic process; protein phosphorylation. Gene Ontology annotation, cellular component: phosphorylase kinase complex. The record is from RefSeq and is a predicted model, not a curated record. Gene Ontology annotation, molecular function: calmodulin binding; phosphorylase kinase activity; ATP binding. NCBI's taxonomy places the organism in Eukaryota, Metazoa, Arthropoda, Malacostraca, Decapoda, Penaeidae.
UGCCAGACUCAGACGCAGGUGAAGAGAAGGCAGGAGAAACCUCCACACAGGGCAGCAAGUGGAAUGUCUGCAUGAAAGACCCGAGAAUCCUCAAGGCAACAGGACACCCAUUGGAAACGCAGGAGUGUUCGUUGACGAGAUAAAAAAGAUCAUAUGAAAAUGGCAGUUGACGACGAUGGCGAUGUUCUCCCUGACCGGGAUGCAGCAAAGGGAUUCUAUGCCAAGUAUGAGCCCAAAGAAGUACUUGGACGAGGUGGUUGUUCUGUUGUCCGGCGCUGCAUUGAGAAAGAAACAGGUCAACAGUUUGCUGCCAAGAUCAUUGACCUGAGUGACUCCUCCACCGAUGAGGUUUAUGAAGCCACAAUGCGAGAGGUUGAGGUAUUGCGACUGGUAGCUGGACACCCUUACAUCAUUGAACUACAUGAUGUAUUUGAGUCGUCUACUUUCAUCUUCUUGGUGUUCGAAUUAUGCGAGCAUGGAGAACUUUUCGAUCAUCUGACAACUGUUGUCACCCUCUCAGAGAAGAAAACAAAAGUGAUUAUGCGACAAUUGCUCGAAGCUCUUGCACAUGUCCAUGGCAAGGGAAUUGUACAUCGUGACUUGAAGCCAGAAAAUAUUCUCCUAGAUGAUAACUACAAUAUUAAACUUACAGACUUUGGUUUUGCGAAGGUCUUAGCUCCGAGCGAAACACUCACAGAACUGUGUGGAACACCAGGCUAUCUAGCUCCUGAGUUACUGCGGUGCAAUAUGAUCGAGGGUUCACCUGGAUAUGGCCAUCCAGUUGACUUAUGGGCAUGUGGUGUAAUAAUGUACACUCUCUUGGUUGGUUGUCCACCAUUCUGGCAUCGGAAACAAAUGGUGAUGAUUCGUAAUAUAAUGGAAGGGAAGUAUUCCUUCCAGUCGCCUGAGUGGGAUGAUAUCACAGAUGCUCCAAAGGACCUCAUAUCAAAACUCCUGGUGGUGGAACCUUCAAAGCGCAUCACUGUCCAAGAAGCCUUAGCUCAUGACUUCUUCCAGAUUCUGCCUAGCCGGAGUCAAAUUAUUGGGGUCACUUUGGUGGAAAAGCAAUACAAAGGCCGUCCAUUCAAUGCCAAGAAGAUGUUCCAGUUUGGCAUCAUGUGUGUGCGUGCGGUGAUUCGAAUCCAAAGACUUCGUUUUACGCCCGAACCUGUGUCUCUCGCCGUCACCCGGGUUGAUCCAUAUAGGAUUAAGGCUCUACGCAAGGUUAUUGACAACUGCGCUUUCCGUGUUUAUGGCCACUGGGUGAAGAAAGGAGAGGGACAAGACCGUGCUGCACUUUUCCAGAACUACCCCAAGCUCGAUUUUCCUCGCAGUCCAAUGGAAGCGCCCCUCAUUGUUGGCCAGUCGUAAAAGGAAAACAUGUUAUAUCAAAGAUCAUCACUUUUGUAGCAUAUAUUUUAUCUUGUACUUUCCUUUGAAAACCUUUAAUGUUAGUAGAUCAGAAAUUUCACCUGGACAUAGAGAAAAAGUUUUCUUCAUUUGCUUCAUUUCUUUUGGCUUUUUUAAUGACUCUGCAGAUGUAGCCCCUUGGCCGGAUAUCUGUUGUGUGUCAGAUAUUAUUAACAUAAUUUAUUAACCUUCUUUCAGGAAGCAGUUGAUUUUUAACCUCUCUCUUUUUUAUUAUCUGCCUCAAAAGUAGGGCAGUAGCACAAGCAUUGAUAUCACUUAUGUGACCUUAGUAAAGUGUGUUAUCAGAGGAAUUAAUUUUAGUAUGUAUAUAUAUACACACAGUUACAUGUGGAUUAAACAUGAAAAUAGGAAAAUGAUUCUCAUAUGAUUGGAAUGGUCAAAAGAUAACAAGUAGAGAAAUAAAGGCAUUUUGUAAAUUUAUUCAUGACAGCAAUAAUGAUCUAUUGUGAUUGAUUUUUAAAUCUGAUUGAUUUUUAUUUUACAGGAAUUGUUUGAGUUGUAAGUGAAAAAAAUACCCAAGGCUGAAGGAUGUCUAUGCAAAAUUUAGUUUUAUGAAUUUUGAUGCAGCAAUGCUAAUUUGGCUCAUUUUAUUGUAUUUUUGUACAUAGUAUAGGAUGUAUGGCAUUGCCUUUUGCCUUUUUGGGGAAAAUUGCAAGAUUUGUGAUGGCAUUUGGAUGAUCAGUCUUUUCUGUUAUUUUAAGACAUGAUUUGAAAUACUCGUAACUCUGCUCUUUGAAGUGUUACCUUGAGUCUUUGAUAAAAGAAGAAUUCCAUGAAAACUUUUUUCAUUUCAAUAGAAUUUUUUUAAUCAUGUAGCUGUAGUAAUAUGAUUAGUCUGUCUUUAUAUUUCCUAGAUUGUAUUUUCUUCAUAGCGUAUUAUUGAUAGUUUAUCCAAUAAUCUACCUAAUUCAUAAAUAUAAAGGUCCAUUUAAAGGCUUCUGUUUAGAAAACUAGAAAAUCAUAUGGUUUUGUUCUUAAAAAAAUGUUGAGUGAGUUUAAUGCUCUUUUACCUAGAUGUAUGUUAAGGUUUUAUUUAUCAUUUAGUAUUAUCAUUAUUUCUUGAAUAUUAGAAACUUUUUUUUUUUUUUUGUCAUCAGAUGCUUGUAUUCACUUAAACUUUUUUCUCCUAUUUCUUUUUUAUGAUUUAUUAUCUUAUUUUAUUUCAAUGGCACAAAGGAAUCCAGUCAUAUUUGAAUUUAUGUUAUCACAUUCCUUGCCUCAUACAUUUAAGAUUUAAGGAAAGUUGAAGCUUCAUUUCUCUCUCCCUUUUACCCCCGUUGCUCCCUUUUUGUUGUUAAAUAAUGAUAAGCUUUAUUUAUUAGUAAUUUAAAAAAGUGUUUUACAUUUUAAGAACAUACCUGAAAGCCAUGAUUUUUUUUUUAUAGUAUUAUACUUUUAGAACUUUGGUCAUAGUAUUGACUUCCUUAGAUGAGCAGGAUCCAUUAUGCUUCACACAGAACCAAGUCUUUGUACAGUUUCACUAUCACUAUUUUCUUUAGUGAACAUUAUUGAAUAAUGUGUGUGCAUAAUCACAUCUUUCUCUCCAGUGAGAGUAAGUGCUAAAUAAAGAUUAUGAUAAUACAAAGAAUUGCAUUGCAUGGACAAGAAUAUCACAUUAAUGAUAACUGAUUUAGACAGGAAUUACUGUAAGUUGAUGAAGUAAGUUUUUUUAUUGAUGAAAGUGAUAGUAUAUAUUUUAAAAAUAAAUGUUGUGAUUGCCAACAAUUAUCUUUAUGUUGGAUUAAAUAUAAUAUUAUUUACAUUUUUGACAAAGAUUUGCAUAAUAUGUUUUCUGAGAAUUCAUUUUAAGGACAAAAUGUAUAACCUCUUAAUUGUAAUUUAU